This is a messenger RNA of Acinonyx jubatus (cheetah), 6119 nucleotides long. It is a transcript of the gene RIIAD1, whose product is annotated as regulatory subunit of type II PKA R-subunit domain containing 1. Bases 68 to 346 code for a protein of 92 amino acids. The transcript is spliced from 5 exons. The record is from RefSeq and is a predicted model, not a curated record. NCBI's taxonomy places the organism in Eukaryota, Metazoa, Chordata, Mammalia, Carnivora, Felidae.
AGAGCCGGAUUUGGGGGGGCGGGGCCUCUUCGGCCGCUUGGCCCGUCGCCUUGACGACCCGGACAAGAUGGCGACGCUGCAGGGCGGGUUUCUGGGGCCGGAUCCCGGGGCGCUGAGCCCCGCGCAGCAGGAGCAGCUAAGCCGCUUCAAGAUUCAGACUCGGAUUGCUAACGAAAAAUACCUAAGGACGCACAAAGAAGUGGAGUUGCUCAUAAGUGGUUUCUUCAGAGAAAUGUUUUUGAAAAGACCGGACGACAUCCAAGAAUUUGCUGCAGAGUAUUUCACGGAUCCAAGACUUCCCAACAAGAUUCACAUGCAGCUAAUUAAGGAGAAGAAAGCAGCUUAAUUAGCAGAAUCUUGAUGCUCAGCUGCUGAGAGAGACCAGCAAGAACGCAGCCUCAGGGACCGCCUGGAAGCAGGAGAGCCCUGGUGCCAUCAGUGUGGGUUUCCAGGCCGCCUCGGGCCUGGUCUGCUGUUACAAAGGCUUGCAAAGCUACUCAUUAAAAACAGAUGUUUCCGCUGUAUUUCACUCUAGAGGAGGAAGUCCUUCUGUGUGGGGGUAGCUCUGCUCCCGCUCUGACCCACUAGGCCAGCCCGCCUCUUGCUCCCAGAGCCAGGGCUGGACAGAACAGGGAUGGGGACCCUGUGGAGACUGCGGGGGGGGGUCCUGUGGGGACCCUGUGGACAACUGAUUGGGGUGGAAACAAGCUGAGCCCACGCUUCAGCGGGGCUCUUUAGGGUUUUUUCUUUCAUCUUCCCUCCUGGGUUACUGUACAGAGUGUGCGGGCGAUGACAAACCUCUUUAGCAGUGACACCAGAACCCGCUUGAAGGACGGUGAGAAAACGAGAUGGGACCAAGAAAGCCCAUUUAAGGUAAUGUGUCUUGUGAAAUAUGACUCUAACAGGUGACUCGAGGUGGUGGAAUUUGUUCUUGAGGAUUUUUAGCAACAAGCCACCCGUCCAUUUGGUUUUCAGCUAACAGGCAGGGGAGUGGACCAGUUGGCCUUGAGAGGUCCUUUCCAGGCCCAGAAAGCAUAGACGUUUCCUGUGUUUAUGCCCCACCUCUCUGACCUCCACAUCCCACUGUUUGAAGGACCUCUCACCUGUGUGUCUUGUGUCCACAUCACCAUAGCAACAGGCACAGCCACAAGCAGUCUCGUCCAUCUUGUUCCCAGCUGCCAGCACCUGCCGUAGUAGAAGAGCAUCUCGAGAACUAUUAAAACUAUUCAUGAUAAGCUAUAGAACAGGAACCUGAGGAGUUAUUUGGGUACUUUCAGAAUCACACUUCAGCAGCUGUGGCUCCGACAGUGAGGUGUCCCUGUUUAGAAAAUCUGAACGAAGUCUUCAGCAGAAAACACACGUGCUGAGGACCUCUGAUGUGAAGUGUUAAAUUAGACACUCUUAGAAACUUUCCUGGGAGGAGAGGCCUGCAGCAAGGUGGGGAGAGAACGAGGUGUUUUUCAGAUGCUUGAGUGUAUGAUGUGAUCCUGUGAGGGUACAGUGGCUCAUUCCUGGGGGGUUUCCUGGCAGGAAGAAGAAAUGCAUUUUGAUUAGCAUGUAUUUGCGGGCCAAGGAAAGCAUGCAUUUGGCACGUGGUCACAGUGCACCUGCUCUGUAGGACACAGUCUGCCAGGUCCACUGGGUGCGAUGGGGAGGCCAUCCUGCCACGUGAUGGCUUAAAGUCUGGGAGGAGAUGUGCAGGUUUUCUCCCCAAACCUUAACCAUUUGGAUCUCUCACCUUUUAGACUGAAAGCUCCAUCAGAGCAGGGACCAAAUCUAUAAACCGGACUUGUUCAGUGCUGAGUUUCUAACUUCCGGCCCAGUGUCUGGCACACAGCUAGUGCUCAGUGACCAUCUGUGGGAAGAAUGAAUGCUUGCAUAACUGAGUGAGCAGUCGUGUUAUAUCAGCCACUAUAAAGGCUAGAAUGUAGGGUCCCUUGGUGGCUCAGUCAUUUGAGCGCCCAACUCUUGAUUUUGGCUCAGGUCAUGAUCCCAGGGUGGUGGGAUCAAGCCCUGCAUCGGGCUCAGAUGAGCGUGGAGCCUGCUUGGGACUCUCGUGCUCUCUGUCCCUCUCCCCCACUUAUUCACCCUCUCUCUUUCUCUAAACAACACCACAAACACAGACUGUAAAGUUAGACACUGGUGACAGAAGUAGGUACAUAUAAAGGAGGAGGAAAGAGAAUACGUUGUCAGUCUGCAGGAGUGAGGGAAGCCUCAGGGGAACUAACAUGUGCUAGGUGGGAAGGGAUUUGCCAGGGAGAUGUGGGGGUGGGGGAGUCAGGGUGCCACAGGUGCUUCCAUUUUGCUGAGGGUGGUGGUGGCAGACCCUGUUUGUUGCCAGCUCAUCCUUGCCCCCCCCCCCCUUUUUCUUAAUGUAUUUAUUUUUGAGACAGAGACAGAGCAUGAGCAGGGGAGGGGCAGAGAGAGGGCGACACAGAAUCCAAAGCAGGCUCCAGGCUCUGAGCUGUCAGCAAAGAGCUGGAAGUGGGGCUUGAACUCACGGACUGUGGGAUCAUGACCUGAGCUGAAGUCGGAUACUUAACCGACUGAGCCACCCAGGUACCCCAUCCUUGCCCCUUUCUUGCUAAUGGAGCAUCGGCUUUGUUGAGGGCAGCAGUGGGCUCGGCCCCAAGCGGCAGAAGGAUGGCAUUUACUGAGCAGCAACUACAUUCCUUGGUUUCCCAGCCUGCCUUGCAGCAAGGGCAGCCACGUAUACAAACACACUGUGGGUUUCUAGGAAAGCUUUUACUUUCUUAACAAAAAUAAGGGGGAGAGGGAGUUUGACAGAUGAAGAUGGUGUGCCCCAACCCCCCAACUUUCUCACCUUCCUGAUUUGAACCUGCAUGUGAUGUCUAGAGCCAAGAAGCCGUGGUAAGGCUGUGAAGGGAUGGGCAGGAGGGUGAGAGAGCCAGCCCUCCAGAGUGGCAGAGAGGAAAGAUCAGAAGACUGAGGCCCUGGUGGCAUCUUUGAGCACUUGAACAGCCUAGCACAUGCCUGCCUUCGGACUUCUGGACAAGUGAGAAAAAUCCAUCUGUGAUUUGUUUUGAAAGGCCACCAGAGUUUAAGUCCUGACCCAGCACUUACUAGAUGUGUGGCCUUGGCCAAGGCACUUAACUUCCAUGAGGUUAGCUUUCUCACCUAUAAACCAAAACAUGUAAUUUGUUCCUCUUGGGGCUGCUGGGUUAGGGACAAAGCAGGGACAGUGCCUGGCACGUGGGCAGUGUUCACGAGGGGGUCUGACUGGAGGUGGGCACAGUGCAGGGGCGGGAGUGGUGGGAGAAGAUGCCAGAUGGGAAGGUGGGACAAGUCACAAAGGGCACUGCCUGCUGGGCACGGGAGGGGGAUUUGUAUCGUGCAGGCAAUGAAGAGCCAGCAAAAGAUUUUAAACCAACAGUUCAUGAAGAGAUGUGCGUUUAGGAAGUGUCAGAGUGUGAAGACCAACUAGGGGAAACUCGGACUAGAAAUGGAGAGCCCCGUAGUCCACACCACCUCCCCACCCGCAUCUUAGCAGGUCUGUGCCGACUCCUGCCCGCUUUGUGAGCUGCCCUGCGUGGAACAGAAAAUCAAUUUACAGCCGCUCUCGCCAGUGGGGCGUUCUUCUUCUCACCCAAUAGAACCCCAGGCUGUAGGCAAGAUCCAAAAUUUCAGUGGUGUCAACCAGCACCCAGAUGGGCUUCCGUAUCUUCUGCCCUAGCCUGGGGCCUCACUGUUGGGAGGGGCUGCUUCUGUACUCCAGGCGGGGAGAAGGAAGGAGAAGAGAAGUUUUCCUGGAAGUCCCCGUCACCUUCCUCUCACAGGCCAGAUCAGGGUUGUGAGGUCUAGCCAGGUGCUCUAGCGACCAGGAAAGGGAAUUCCUCUAGCUUCUAGAGAAGAACGUGUCCAGAGAAGAGUGGGAAUUGCUGUUGGGUCAGCCCCAAAGCAGUGUCUGGCCUCCAUGGUUCCUUCUCCAUGUCCUGGCUAGUAUGAUCCUCUUAGAAACCUGAGUCAGACUGUCACUCUCCUGCCUGAAACCCUCCCGUGGUCUUCCAAGCACUUAAAAUCCAGAUGGCUCUCCAGGAGCCUUGGAGCCUUGCAAGACCCCCUCUCCCUCUCGGACUUUUCGGGCCCCCUGACUCCUGCCUGUCCGUGUUCCAGACACACAGGUCUUUUCUCCUUCACACGUGCCAGAGGAGCUCCCAAGCCAAGACCUUCGAACUCUGCUUGGAUUCUCUUCUCCAGGCCUUCAUGGGGCUGGCGGUCCAGCUGGGAUCACCUGCUCUGAGAGGAAGCCUCUAUUUAGGGUGCAGGCCUUGCUUCUCACACAUGUUGGAUCCAGAGUGGUCUCAGGACCUGCCUCUGCAGUUUCCCCCUUCCCGCAAGGCUGAAGGAUCAGCAGGAAGGGACUAUACCAGGGAUACGAUACUGGUCUUUCUUUUCUGGAAAGUGGGUCUUCCCCAGAACACUCCGCCCCCCACCGCCAGCUCCCACUACCAUCUCAUCGACCAGACCUGUGUACAUGGCCUCCUCCUCAAGGGAGGCUGGGAAGUCCAUGUGUUUAGUCAACCCACGAUGCCUGAGAUAGGCACUUUCUCCGAGUCGUUUCCUAGGGAUCCAACUGUCCAGCCUUCCCCAGACAUUUUUAAUUGUCCCGCCCCGCCCAAGGCUGCAGCGCAGGGUGGGGGGCGGGUGCUGAUCUGUGCAGGGGCCUGGAAAUAGAUGAAGUCUAGUGUUAGGAGGAGGAGUUGGUGGGAUGCAGUUUGAAUGCGGUGGAGUUCUAAGGGAAGGCACAGGCUCUAGAAUGACUUCCUGGCUUCUUGUAUGGGCAGAGGGAGAAGUGACGGGAUCACUCACACAGAGGGAAGCAGGGGGCAGGGGAAACGGAGAUGGAUUCAGACCCGGAGGUGUCCACUGGGUUUACAACUGGGCUGUGGGCGAAGUUAGUGUGAACCACUGCAGCGGGGUCGAUGGGGGUCCGGCUGAGUGGACUUCCUAGCGGAUGUGAACUGGGGAGGUGGGUGUGAUGCACCUAGCGUGGCGGCGGAGGCUGCCACUGAGGAAGGGCGGUAGUCAGCCGUGGCAGCCGGGUCAAGGGUGGGCUCUUGUAAGGGGAGCUGGUUGGGCAUCCAGCUAUCUGGCAUUUUUCAUCUCUUGAGAUCUGGUUUACCUUUGGGCUAAAAACGGUAGGAGCCUCUUGGAAAUGUUGCACAGGUUGGACCUGAUAUCGGAGGUAAUGGGGACUAACAGGCAUACCUAACUAUGCCACCUUGUGACCCGGAAUGACCUGUGUCAGCUCUUCCUCCUCACACUUGGGGCAGUGGCUCUCACAGGCCUGCAGGAAGAAUCGCCCCAGUCUUUUUUUUUUUUUUUUCCUAAUACUUAUUUUAUUCUUGAGAGAGAGAGCGAGCACAAGUGGGGAAGGGGCAGAGAGAGAGGGAGACCCAGAAUCCGCAGCAGGCUCUGAGCCACCCAGGCGCCCCUGGAUCACCCCAGGCUUGAGGCACAGGGUGGCAAGGAGAAAGGGCAGCAUCUAGAGGGUGAGGUGCUCUCCUUCCAGCCAGAUGGGCUUCUACCGCCCUCUCCUGGGCAUGGCUGCGGAGCCGGGACGCCCCUGGAGACCGCCCGUUCCAGGCCUGAGUGAAACGGUCAGCUCAAGAGAAACAGGGCUUAGGAAUGGAGAAAUAGUCACAAAUUCACAGAUUCCUGUAGAAGGAAGUUUCUUCAGAAGUUACAACACCCAGGGCCUCGUCUCUAGCAGUCCUGUUCCAUGAACUCCUGGAUGUUUCUUUUUUUUUUUUUUUUAAGUUUAACGUUUGUUUAUUUUUGAGACUAAGACAGAGUGUGACUGGGGGAGGGGCAGAGAGAGAGGGAGACACAGAAUCCGAAGCAGGCUCGAGGCUCUGAGGUGUCAGCACAGAGCCCGACGUAGGGCCUGAACUCAUGGACCAUAAGAUCAUGACCUGAGCUAAAGUCAGAUGCUUAACUGACUGAGCCACCCAGAUGCCCCUGAAUGUUUCCUUCUUAAAAGUGCCGGAAGAAAAAAACCUUGGAAGGUUGAUCAUUCAUUCAUUCAUCAAAUAUUGAGGUAUACUAUGUAGCCAGGAUGCAAAGUUUGAGGAAUAAAAUACUCUUCCCUCGUGGAA